AUCCGCCGGCAUUCGGUGAUGGCCCGACCUCAAGGUCUCAACGUCACUGCUGCCGGUAUAUCCAUCCACCUGCUCCGACUUCCCACGUCUCGCCCUGCCAAGACAUCCAUCCCACUCUCAACUCAACCUACCAUACCACACGACAUAAAUCGAGACACACCGUGUAGAGGCGACAAUGGGCUCGAUGCCUAUGCACCUUCUCGACAAAGCACUUUUUGAACCCCAAGCGAGCGCAAGCAGUAGCAGCAGUAGCAAAUUCGCAUUCGCUUAGAAGAGGAAUAAGCACAGGCACAGGCACAGGCACAGGCACAGGCACAGGUACAAUGCUCAUCCUCGUGUCUCUUCUCGCCUUCUUCCUGGGAGGUUAUGUGCACUACUUUCGGAAGGCCGAGGCAGCGCUCGGCGUGCACUGGCAGCCCGAUGCCGGCGCCCGACUCUUCAGCCAGCGACCGUUACCGCCCCCGAUCCCCGACACUAGCAUCGCCACCUACGCACUGCCGCUGUCGACCAAAGGCCGCGAUGUCGUCGACACGAAGGGGAGGCGGUACAAGUUGUCAAGCGUGAACUGGUACGGCGCCAGCGAUGAGCUCUUCGUACCCGGCGGCCUCGAUGUGCAGCACCGAUCCGUCAUCGCCGAGACGAUCCGCAUGCUCGGCUUCAACAGCGUGCGUCUCCCGUACGCCGACGAGAUGGUCAUGGCGAACCCGCAAAUCCUGCCGCACCUGUUGACGGCAAACCCAGACCUAGUGGGAAUGCGCGCCCUUGAUGUCUACGAGGCCUGCGUCACCGCCUUGACCGAUGCUGGCAUCGCCGUCAUCAUCAACAACCACAUCACCACGGCCACCUGGUGUUGCGGCGCCGACCCCUGUGACGCCGGCUGGGCCAACGAUCACCUGGGUCCCAUAUGCCGCGUGAAACAGAGUGAGGAGGAGUGGAUCCAGCACUGGGAGACGAUUAUGGAGCGCUUUGUCGACAACCCGCGUGUCAUCGGCGCCGACCUGCGCAACGAGGUCCGUGGCGUCUGGGGGACCAUGCCCUGGAACCGCUGGGCCACCGCCGCCGAGAAAUGCGGCAACCGUCUGCUCAAAAUGAACAGCGACUGGCUCAUCAUCGUGGGCGGCACGGAAUCGGGUAAUGACCUGUUCGGCGCGGCGGCCCGGCCCGUCAAGCUCGACGUCGAUAACCGCGUCGUGUACUCGGCACACGUGUACGCCUGGUCCGGCUGGGGCAGCUCCGAGGGCCGCUACUCCAAGCGCAACUACGCCUCCUUCAUUCGCGCCAUGCGGCGCAACUGGGCCUACCUGGUCGAGCAGGAUAUUGCGCCUGUAUGGGUUGGCGAGUUCGGGGCCCCGCAGCAGCCCGGGGCGGGAGACAUAAACUACUGGCAAAACCUUCUGCGGUUCCUCAAGAUGCUCGACGCCGACUUUGGGUACUGGGCUGUCAACCCGCGCAAACCCAAGGACAACAAGAAGGAGACGUACUCUUUGGUCGAGGAUGAUUGGAUCACACCCAUACUAGACUACAGGAUGAAGGACAUGACAGAGCUGAUUGCCGGGCAUCAUGGCGGCGGCAGUGAUGAGAAAGAUGAUGUAGACGAUCUGUGAACUAUGCCGCUGCGCGCGCGUAUUUGACUAUAUGACAAUUAUGGUUGGAGUUGUUGGUUCCAAAAAGCAUUGCUUUUCGGGCUGUAUAUACAUACACUAUUUAAAGUGGUCAUCACUGACGGCAUUAUCCGCUGUCAUGAACAAAUGUCAGGCGUUGAUGCCAUCUUGACGCACGAACUCGGAAGUUGAAGUUUCAAACUCGAAGUUAGGUAAAUACGUACGCACAAAUCUACUGCAAUUUAGUCUAGUUGUC
Messenger RNA from Pseudomassariella vexata, 1857 nucleotides. Its product is annotated as endoglucanase E1. The record is from RefSeq and is a predicted model, not a curated record. The coding region runs from base 324 to 1604 and encodes 426 amino acids. Gene Ontology annotation, molecular function: hydrolase activity, hydrolyzing O-glycosyl compounds. The transcript has a single exon. NCBI's taxonomy places the organism in Eukaryota, Fungi, Ascomycota, Sordariomycetes, Amphisphaeriales, Pseudomassariaceae.